AUGUUACCAGAGAAUUAUUCUCACCGUCCAGUUGCCGUCCUAGGAGGUGGUGUAUUGGGGAGACGCAUUGCUUGUACUUGGGCAUCUGGUGGAUAUGACGUCCAAAUUCGGGAGCCAGAUCAAAAACAGCAUGAGUCUUGUCUCAACUACAUCAAAGAGAAUGCUGAAAGGUACCCUGCUGCCGGAAAGACAACCGCUGGAACCGUCAGAAUAUUCCAAGAUCUUGACAUGGCUGUCCAAACCGCCUGGCUUGUCAUCGAGGCAGUCCCCGAGAAAAUCCAAAUAAAAAUAGACACUUUCUCGGAACUCGAAAUCCAUGCUCCCAAGGAUGCCAUUUUAGCCAGCAAUUCAUCAUCAUACAAGUCCUCUGAGAUGCUUGGAAAAGUCAAAGACACAACAAAAUCGCGAGUCCUGAAUACGCAUUACUACAUGCCUCCCGAAAACAUGGUCGUGGAGCUGAUGACGGAUGGUUACACAGAUCCAGACAUCUUUCCUUUCCUAAUGAAUAGACAGAGAGAAGUCGGUUCUAAGCCUUUCUUUGCAAAAAAAGAAUGCACAGGAUUCAUUUUCAACAGACUCUGGGCGGCGAUAAAAAGGGAGACGUUGUCCAUUCUCGCCGAAGGAGUGUCAACGCCAGAGGAAAUCGACACUCUCUUCAUAGAAUUAACGAGAAGUUGGGGAGGGCCUUGUAAAUUUAUGGACGCCGUUGGUUUGGACACUGUUGCCCUUAUAGAGGAUCACUACAUUAAGGAGCGCCAGCUGUCUCCAACUUAUACUGUGGACUUCUUGCGUCGUGAAUAUCUUGAAAAGGGUAAACUUGGCGCAAAAUCUCCCCACGGUGGCCUGUAUCCUCCUCAACCUACGAGUAUCGCUUAG
Molecule: messenger RNA, 876 nt
Organism: Trichoderma aggressivum f. europaeum
Lineage: Eukaryota; Fungi; Ascomycota; Sordariomycetes; Hypocreales; Hypocreaceae
Exons: 3
Coding region: 1-876 (291 amino acids)
Biological process (GO): fatty acid metabolic process
Molecular function (GO): oxidoreductase activity, acting on the CH-OH group of donors, NAD or NADP as acceptor; NAD+ binding
Source: RefSeq, a predicted model, not a curated record